Molecule: messenger RNA, 552 nt
Organism: Raphanus sativus (radish)
Lineage: Eukaryota; Viridiplantae; Streptophyta; Magnoliopsida; Brassicales; Brassicaceae
Product: precursor of CEP1
Exons: 1
Coding region: 78-341 (87 amino acids)
Biological process (GO): regulation of leaf morphogenesis; regulation of root development; root development
Cellular component (GO): extracellular region
Molecular function (GO): hormone activity
Source: RefSeq, a predicted model, not a curated record
UCUGACAAAAAAAUUGUUUUUGUUUUUUUCUUGGUUCUUGCACAUUCUUGUAUUUUCUUCUCGAUUUUGUCUCGAGAAUGUCGAACAAGUCUGUAUCUAUAUUUAUUUUUUUCCUUGGAUUGGCUGUUUUGAAAGGAAUUCAGAAUACAGAAGAGAGACACUUGAAAACUACUUCGUUAGAUAUUGAGACAACUUAUAAGAAAACUGAGGCUGAGAAUCCUGGCAUUUUGGUCACAUAUACACAACUUCAACAGGCGGCCAGCAAAUUUCAACCCACAGACUUUAGGCCUACAAAUCCCGGAAACAGCCCAGGUGUUGGACACUCUCAUGGACGACAUUGAUUUGGGAAGCAUAUCACACGUCAGCGUCACAACCUCUAUCAUAUAGAAAAUUAUAUGUAUUUUAAUUUAGACUUGUCAUCUAAUUGGGAAGGAAUGGUUGGCCAUCCCUUUACCAUUCUAAUGUUUUGAUAGUACUAUGUUCAUCAUGUCUUUGUCGUAGGUUUGUUGUUCCACUGUCAUGUUUGUAAGAUUAUAUAAUGAAUAAACCGCU